This is a messenger RNA of Hippoglossus stenolepis (Pacific halibut), 999 nucleotides long. RefSeq names its product mucin-2-like. The transcript has 8 exons. The record is from RefSeq and is a predicted model, not a curated record. The annotation marks the transcript as partial. Lineage: Eukaryota; Metazoa; Chordata; Actinopteri; Pleuronectiformes; Pleuronectidae.
ACCAGCCCCUACAACAACUACAACACCAGCCCUACAACAACAACCCCUACAACAACUACAACACCAGCCCCUACAACUACAACAACUACAACCCCGACCCCUACAACAACUACAACACCAAGCCCUACAACAACUACAACAUCAGCCCCGACAACAACUACAACACAAGCUCCAACAACAACUACACCAAACCCAACAACAACUACAACACCAACCGCUACAACAACUACAGCCCCACACCAGCCGACCACAACUACGACCACUACAGCACCAGCUCCAGCUCCAACAACAACUACAGCACCAACUCCAACAACAACUACAACCCCAACAACGACCGACUCAACAACAACUACAACACCAGCCCCUACAACAACUACAGCCCCGACCCUGACAGCAACUACAACACCAGCUCCAGCAACAACUACAACCAACGACCCUGACUCAACAACGACUACAACACCAGCUCCGACAACAACUACAACACCAACUCCGACAACAACUACAACAACAACAACCCUAACCCGACAACAACUACAACACCAGCCGACAACAACUACAGCUACAACACCAACUCCAACAACAACUACAACACCAGCCCCAACAACAACUACAACCACCAGCCCUACAACAACUACAACACCAACACUGACAGCAACUACAACACCAGCUCCGACAACAACUACAACACUGACUCCAUCAACAAUUACAGCACCAACGCCAACAACACUACACCAGCUCCGACAACAGCUACACACCUACCCCUACAACAGCUACAGCACCAGCUCCAACAACAACUACAGCCCCAGCCAGCAACUCCGACUCCAGCAACAGCUACAGCACCAGCCCUACAACAGCUACAACACAUCACAGCAACAGCUACCAACGCACUACGACAGCUACUACACGACCCUACAACACUACAACACCAGCUCCACAACUACAACCAGGCCCUACAACAGCUACUGCACCAGCCCCAGCAACAACUACAGCGACAACUGA